Tigriopus californicus is the source of this 2019-nucleotide messenger RNA. It is a transcript of the gene DCP1, whose product is annotated as mRNA-decapping enzyme 1-like. Bases 139 to 1683 code for a protein of 514 amino acids. Gene Ontology annotation, cellular component: P-body. Lineage: Eukaryota; Metazoa; Arthropoda; Copepoda; Harpacticoida; Harpacticidae. Gene Ontology annotation, biological process: deadenylation-independent decapping of nuclear-transcribed mRNA; deadenylation-dependent decapping of nuclear-transcribed mRNA; positive regulation of catalytic activity. The transcript has 7 exons. Gene Ontology annotation, molecular function: mRNA binding; enzyme activator activity. The record is from RefSeq and is a predicted model, not a curated record.
ACCCUCUAUCCCGAAGCCCACCGAGGAGUGAUUCAAGUGAAACAACCGUGAUUAAGUGCCAGCCAUCCCAUCCAUCCCAUCCGCGCCCUCACCCACCAAACCCUCAUCCUCGACGUCCUCGUGGUGCCCCUUGUGACCAUGGCUCAUGCCUUGACCCGCUCGUCGGCCUCCGAGACUCGAAUGAACUUGGCCACCCUCACACGCGUCGAUCCUUAUGUCCAGAGCAUCGUCUGUCAAGCCAAACAUGUAUUUUUGUACUACCAUAAGGAUGGUAAUUGGGAAAAAGGCGAUACGGAAGGUCCUUUGUUCGUGUAUGAACGGGUGUGCGAACCCAAAUAUGGAUUCAUCAUUCUGAACAGACUCAAUCAAAAGAGCUUGAUCGAACCCAUCAGCAAAGGCCUGGAAUUCCAAUCCAAACCACCGUUCAUGUUGUACAAAACGAAGGAUGAAGAAAUUCGAGGCAUUUGGUUCUACAAAGAAGAAGAGUGCAAAAUGAUCUCAGCCAAAGUUGAGUCACUCAUCAAACUCACCGAGGAAGCCGCAUUGCAAAAUCAACGGGCCGAGCAUCCGCCCAAAGAUUUAGCCUCUUUGCUGAGCAAAGCCUCCUCUCAAUCCGGCGGAGUUGCGGUAUCGGCCAAUGAGGCCAAGGCGUCCAAGGCCAAGGUGAAUUUAAAAACCCCAAAGACGGCGGACAAGGUCAAACCCGCGAUCGACAACGAGAAUGGCGGCAAUAACUUGCUGAGAAUGCUCUCUAAUUCGGCCAAUGGGGGUGUUAUGGCCCCCUCAGGUCUGGUGGAGGAGGGAAACGUGGCGGCAUUUUUUGCUCAGGCCAAUCAGAGUCCUUUAUGUGGACCACCCCCUCAGCAUCAGCAACCUGUGGCCAUGAUGCCCGACCCUAGGGCACCCUUGGGACCUCAUGGACCUAUGAUGAUGAGGCCGCCCAUCAUGAUGCCUAUGAUGCCACCGGGAAUGCCUCUGAUAUCAGAGGGAAACUUCCAACCCAGUGUUUUGGGAGCGGGGUCCAUUCCACCGGAAACGGAUGGGAAACAAAUACUUCAGCGCCUCAUGUCCAAUGCCGGAGUGCAUUCCCUUGAGGCUCUUGAGCACGAUCAACGGAUUCAAAGCCAGAGUCCAAAUCUGCAACGGAUGCCGCCACUUCCGGUGGAUGCGAUGAAGGCCGAUGACAUCGAAUCGAUCUUGGGUCAAAAGCUUUCCCUUAACUCUGCAUCUUACGCAGCAGCAGUGAGUGGAACGCCUCAGGACCCACCCAUCUCGCAAGUGAAUGCACCCAUGUUUGGCCAGGGCACACCCAAAAUUAAACAAGAGCCCCAGGAACUGAAACUGAUCAGCCCAUUCGAUUUGGUCGCACCCAAAGCGUCCAAUGAGUCUUCGACACCACUGAUUGCUCCCCAUCGGUCUUUGAUUAAGGACGAGCCAUUGGAUACGUAUGACAAUAAUGGAGCGAGUCCCAAUCUGAGUGGGAUUGGGAAACUCAACGGUCCACCCUCGACGAUGUCAUCUACGAUGCCCAAUGGACAUACAAAACAAGGUCGCAGUGAUAUCACUCCCCUCACCAAAGAGCAACUGAUGCAGGCGUUCGAACACCUUUUGAACUCUGACCCCAGUUUCAUUGGUAAACUUCAUCAGGCUUAUGUGGAAAGUCUGAAUACCAAGCUUCAUUGAGGAACACAAGCAAGGAAAGGCUCUCUCUCUUAUCUCUCUUACUUUUCUUCUUCUUCUUCUUAACGUCGUAAUCUCUUACAUCUUGGACUUUGAUGGUAAACGAAAAAUAAAAACAAGCAAGAAGAACCACAGCCACACCAACAAACAAAGCCGCACCAAUGAGUCUCAAUUCAGAAGAUCUAUAAGUAUUAUAAUUAUUGCAGAACACAAUAUGAAUAAUGGACGGUCGAAUAGAAAAUGGUCACUAGAAGCCGCACAUUGGCGGAUGUUUUUGGUUGUUUCCCAAUACUAUAAACUGAUUUAGUACUGGAAUAAAAAUAGACCCUCUUCCUUUAA